GAGGAGGAGCAACAGAGAAAAGAGAAACAGAGAGGCAGAGUUCUUCAUCUGCUUUAAGAGUUCAGCAGCAGACCUGAGGAGAGGAGACUGGAAAACUUUGAACAAACUAAAUAGAGGGGAAAAAAAAAGAUUUAGUUCUCUAAAAGGAAAUCUUUCCAACACAUCCCCCACUUUGUGUCAGAGUGAAGAACAGGAACCAGCAUAAGUAGUGGGUCAGCAGACUGGUUCAGACCCAGGCUGGAGAGCACCAUGGCCAACAACGCGAUCGAGGAGUCAGAUUAUGCCCCUGGGAAAGAUGAGCUGGACUGGGGCUACGAGGAAGGUGUAGAAUGGGGACUUCAUUUCCCAGCAGCCAACGGCGAGUACCAGUCCCCAAUAAAUCUGAACUCUAGGGAGGCUCAAUAUGACCCCUCCCUGCUCGACGUGGGCUUAUCACCAAACUACGUGGUGUGUCGAGACUGUGAAGUCAUAAACGACGGACACACUGUCUGCAUCCUUCUCAAGUCCAAGUCAGUGGUUACUGGAGGGCCGCUGCCGAGCGAUCAUGAGUACGAGCUCCAUGAGGUCCGGUUCCACUGGGGCAAAGAGAACCAGAGAGGAUCAGAGCACACCGUCAACUUCAAGGCUUUCCCCAUGGAGCUCCAUCUGAUUCACUGGAACAGCACUUUGUUCAACUCAUUAGAGGACGCUCUGGGGAAGAAGAAUGGAGUUCUCAUCAUAGCUCUUUUUGUGCAGAUUGGUAAAGAGCAUCUGGGUCUGAAGGCUAUCACUGAAGUUCUGCAGGACCUGCAGUACAAGGGGAAGAGCAAGAUCAUCCCAUGUUUCAACCCCAACACACUCCUACCUGACCCUCUACUGAGAGACUACUGGGUGUAUGAUGGAUCUCUGACUACGCCACCUUGUAGUGAAAGUGUCACCUGGAUUCUCUACCGUUAUCCUCUCACCAUCUCACAGCUGCAGAUCGAGGAGUUUCGGAGGUUACGGUCCCAUAUCAAAGGGGCGGAGCUUCUCGAAGGGAACGACGGGAUGUUGGGGGACAACUUCCGCCCCACCCAGCCGCUCAGUGACCGGACGGUUCGCGCUGCCUUCCAGUGACUUUCACUGAACCUCUGUCAUCUCAGACAAACUGUGGCACUUACACAUUUAAAUAUAGAAGGUACGAGUGUUACGGAGAGUUCAGCUCUGUCCACGGCUGCUGCAAAUACCUUACCUUAAAAACUGUAUCUAUGUAGGAAUUAAUUCUAACCAGAGCUUGUGUCACUCAUUGUUCAUGUGUUAUUCGUUUAUUCAGCACAUUUUCUCACGAGGGACAACUUUCUAAUAGAAGCAGCCACACAGUCCCCGAGGCUUUCAGGUCCUCUGAAAUUAAAACAGGCCCUGACAGAGCUAACCCAGUUCACUUACUAAUCUGGGAUGGGCCUAUAUAACGCGUUACGGUGAAUGAAAGUGGACCAAAUUUAACUCAGGAGCACUGCGGCAGGACGGGCUGAACUCAGAGAGGGUGACAAAGGCAGUAUACAGAAAACAUCAGACAUUUUCCAACAGUCCAGCUUUUUUAAAGUCAAGUACACGAUAGUGCAAACUGUGCAAAUGACCUGGCGAAGACUUUGCUGGAAAAAGUCACAUUUGGGGACAUUGUUUUACUUGUUUAUUGCUGUCAUGUUAAUCCUAUUGGAUGGGAGAUUCCAUUUGAGCAGUACAGAAGUUAUGUUUUGCUUCAAAACAUCCGAAUUACCUUCCACUCAUCUCAUAUUCAAGGUACAGCAACACGAGGGUAACUAAAGGAUUUAAGUGGAAAACUAGAAAAGAGGUGAAGUUAGAGGGGCUCUGUGAUAACAGGAGGUGGGAAUACCAGAGAGGUGGAAAAGAAGGAGGAAAAAGGAGCAAAAAAAAGGAAAGGAACAACAAAGAGGACUAUUGUUGGGUGAAAACAGAUAUUGAUGUGAUCCCAGCUCAAAUCCAGCUGAGGACAGGGCUGAUUUUUUUCUAAUGUGUCAAAUUCUACAUAUUUUAAAGCACAUUUUUACCUCUGUCUUCUGAAGUACACACAAAAAAACUAGAGCUACAGGCUACCAGUGUGAAUGUAAUAAAAACAAACAGAAGAGACACGCUGAAAGCAACAUGUUCCUACAUAAAAUAUCAUUCUGAAGCAGCAGAACAUAAACGAGAAAUAAUGUUACGUAAAUGCUCACUCACAGCUUAAACACAAAAGGUCAUGUUCCUUGUCUUGUUGCUACAGCUGGGCACUGCUAAAAAAAUAACUGAGCUCUAUGUGAUAUUUCCUGCACAGAAACAGUGUUUUAGUAUAUUCCCAUAAACACUGAAGUGGCUGGCGAAUAUGCAGCCAGCAAAUUUUGCAGAUUGCCUGCUACGUUUUCACUCUGCACCUCCACCAACUGGUGGUAUGCCAUCAUUUUGUGGGGAAAGAACAACAUGCAUUAUGGGAGAUGUAGUUUAUAGUAAAUUCUGGCUUUAAAGGUGCAUGAAUUUAUUUUAAAGGGAUCCUUAAUUACUUGUAACAUCAGAUAUUAUCAGAUAAACUGAGAAUGUAGAAACGACUCAGCUUGCAGCUGAAAAUUUGGAUUGGAUGGAGGACAACAAAGCUGCUUCACGGAUUGGAGAACCUGAGUUUAGCCUGUUAGCUUUUGCGUUAGCGCCAUGCUAAUACAUAUUUAUGCAUACAGUAUGCUAACAAUAUUAGCUUUGGUGCUCAUGCACCGGAAAGCCUAGUAAAUGUCAUCAUUUAUGUGGUAUAAUUUGUGGUGUUAAUAAAAUAACUUCAUCCAUGUGGCAAUAUAACUUUUUUGAUUUAUAAAAACUAAACAGCCUACAGUAUUUUUACAGUCUUUGUUUUAGUUCAAGUAAAUAUUUAUCAAAUGAUAUGUAAUGUAAUAAGUAAUCGUGGAUCCUUAAGACAAUACAUCUUUAAAGCUCUCGCAGGUCACAAAAAAUGCUGUGGUGGGUCUCAUUUGGCCCAUGGGCCUUGAGUUUGAUGCAUGUGAAGUAGAUGUUUCACAACCAGAAACUUUUUGUUUUUUUUACUUUUUAUUUUAAGUGAAGCUGACAAAGCAAAUGUGAUUUUAUUUUGUGAAAACAUGAACAAAGUCAGAAGGUGGACACAUUGCAGGAGUUCAAGGUAAUCUUAAACAAUCAUAACUAAUAAGUUUUGCAGAUAAGUUCCUGACAUCAUCGGCCUGUCUGCUGUAUCUUAUUAUUGUUGGCAUUUCCAUCCUGCAAAUCCAGAUGUGUUGUAAUGUUCGACUUGUUUAAUUAAAAACAUUAAAAACGGGCCUGAUUCGGUUAUGGACCUCAA
Messenger RNA from Austrofundulus limnaeus, 3313 nucleotides. It is a transcript of the gene ca8, whose product is annotated as carbonic anhydrase VIII. The record is from RefSeq and is a predicted model, not a curated record. Lineage: Eukaryota; Metazoa; Chordata; Actinopteri; Cyprinodontiformes; Rivulidae. Gene Ontology annotation, molecular function: carbonate dehydratase activity; zinc ion binding. The transcript has 8 exons. The coding region runs from base 250 to 1095 and encodes 281 amino acids.